AAAUUACCAUCAACCUUUGAAGGAUCGGAGAACAAAAGAAGAAGAGUCAUGACAAUUUAUUCCCAGAUCGGCCGACAAGCCGUAUCCAAGAUGUGUGACGGAAAAGCACUGCCGGUCACUGCCUCGUUCGUGGGCAGUGACACUGGUAAAUGCUUGGCCACCAAGCAAUUGUCGUCACCAUUCUCAUUCCAAGCCACAAAGGUCUCACAAGCACCCUGUACUUAACAGUCGUAAUCCCUCACCUUUGUCUUUUGGCACGAGUAAAUCUAUCAUCAAUCAUACUCACACACGCGAACAUGUAUCUCGAACCUCGACAGUAUUAUGGUGGCUACAACCGCUGCUAUGGCAACAAUUGUAACAGCACCUGGAAUCGCUGGGGUCGCUGGGUGCUUCUCGCAUGCAUCGUCGCAGUCUUCUUCGUCCUGUUCUUCCUCUUCUCAUGUCUAUCCGCAAGAAGACGUCGUAGACACGGCGCCAACCCUUACUAUGGUACUGGUUGGACAGUCCGCCACGGCACUCCCACCUACAACCAGAAUGCUCAGCCGCAGUACGCGACCGGCACAAACUCGACACCUUACUACAACAACUCCAACAACCCUCCUCCAGCCUACACCGCUCCUCCCAACACCACCAACUAUGGCAACAACUUUGAGAUGCAGCAGCCUCAGCCCGCCUACACUGGCGCCUACGCUCCUCCCAAGGAUCCUCCCCCGGGCAGAUACUAAUCAAAGGACGAGAUUACAAACACUAUCGCGCAUCAUUGAACAACCAAGAUGCUUGUAAUGAGGAAUGGAACUGGACAAGGAUAUAAUAAUGGCGUUACGGAAUGGCGUGGAUUUGAUACCCCAAGAGAGCUGCGACGGUUAUGAAAACAUCAAUGGGUGUUUCUCUUUGUCCUUGAAUACGAUGAACGCUGUACCAUCACUAUAAUAUUGAAACCGUUUUGACAAUCCUCGC
This is a messenger RNA of Aureobasidium subglaciale EXF-2481, 957 nucleotides long. RefSeq lists its product as uncharacterized. The record is from RefSeq and is a predicted model, not a curated record. Gene Ontology annotation, biological process: vesicle-mediated transport. Lineage: Eukaryota; Fungi; Ascomycota; Dothideomycetes; Dothideales; Saccotheciaceae. Gene Ontology annotation, cellular component: intracellular membrane-bounded organelle. The transcript has 4 exons. The coding region runs from base 297 to 725 and encodes 142 amino acids.